ACACGCUUUAAUAUUUCGAAGAAACGAAAUGUUACACUUUAUUCUUCCACGAAAAGAGAAUAAUGUGAAACUCUUCGUUUUUCCGAAUCGUCAUGUAAGCGUGUCGAGAAAACUAACUGUGUCUAUACCUACUUUUUCAGUUACCGACCCCCAACUCUCUGCUCAUAGAUAUCCCAAUACUGAUGAGUUGAUACGUUGAUACUGAUAAAUCACUUUAAACCUACACAUACACGUCAUCUUUUUCCUAUAUGAAAAGUCACAUAUAUUCAAUGAAUUUACGUGUCCCUGCUGCUCGUGUUGUCUGUCAUUUGUAUUCGUACACAUAUCAAUUGUACUAUUAAAACAACCCAUUUAAUUGAUCGUCAAGAAAACAUAAUGACUUACGUGGCUGGAGAUGGAAGUCUAGUUGAAAGAACGCCCUGGAGUCUCGGGUCACUAUUUGGAUUGAUUUUUGGAUUUUUCCAUGGAAUCGGAAUGUUCUUCAAUACUCUCAUUCGUCCAAAAUCCAACAAGUAUGGGGACAGAUACACAAGAGAUUACAGACCAGGAUCUGGACCACCUCGUCCACCAACACGCCGCAUGGGUGGACUAAAUUUGGGUCCAUCCGUUUCCGUACCUGGAGGCUGUAGCAGUUGUGCAGGCAGAUAAAAACAUUGAGGUUUCAAAAAGUAUUCUUUUUGAUUGACCUUCAAAAAACAAAAAUAUUGCUAUCACAUCAUUAAUAAUAUGAAAAGAGUAAUUCUGGGAUACGUUAUCAUUUCAUUUUUGGUUUUUUUCGGGCUGAAAAAAUUGUAAUUGGGAAUCAACACAUUUCGAAAAUUGAAUUCGUUAUGGAAAUUAUGAAUAUAUAACAAAAUGGUUUACAAAUAUCAAGUUUGAAAAUGAAAUAUUUCAUGAACCUUAAAUGGAAUUGAGACACAUUAAUGUUUUGUAAUCAAAUUCACAGAUUAUAAACAAUUUUCAAAAUUCUAAAAUAAAAACGUUAAUACCAGGUGCAAACGAUUAUCAGCUUCAAUCGACUGAUUUAAAAGGAAUGAAGAAUACUAAUGUAAUAUCGCGUUUGUUGCUUUUAUCAUUUUAUUUGUAAAUAACAGGUGAUGUAUAAAUUUAAAUAAAAAUGUAACGUGA
Molecule: messenger RNA, 1128 nt
Organism: Venturia canescens
Lineage: Eukaryota; Metazoa; Arthropoda; Insecta; Hymenoptera; Ichneumonidae
Product: selenoprotein K-like
Exons: 4
Coding region: 376-648 (90 amino acids)
Source: RefSeq, a predicted model, not a curated record